UAACAAACACUUGUGGUAUAAAAAGGCCAGCUGCUAGCAGAUAUGUCUGACAACGUGAGCUCCAGAAUUGACACCCCAACCAACAUCUCUCUGAGUCCCAGUGCCGCCGUCUCUGAGUCAUUGGAGUACAAGACGGUGUCAGUGUUCCUGGUCCUGCUGGUGUGUGGCGUGGGCAUCGUGGGGAACAUCAUGGUGGUCCUCGUAGUCCUCACCACGCGCCACAUGCGGACACCCACCAACUGUUACCUAGUCAGCCUGGCCAUAGCUGACCUGACGGUGCUGGUAGCAGCUGGGCUGCCCAACGUGUCGCACAGUCUGACAGGCACAUGGGUCUUUGGCCAUGCUGGCUGUCUGGGGAUCACCUACCUUCAGUACCUGGGCAUCAAUGUGUCCUCCUGCUCCAUCACCGCCUUCACCGUGGAGAGGUACAUAGCUAUCUGCCAUCCAAUGAAGGCUCAGACAGUCUGCACAGUGUCCCGGGCCAAGCGGAUCAUUGCUGGCGUUUGGAUCUUCACCUGUGUCUACUGCAUGCUGUGGUUUUUCCUGGUGGACAUUCAGGUCAGUAAGGAUGGACAUGUGCAGUGUGGCUACAGAGUGAAACGCGAGCUCUACCUGCCCAUCUACCUCAUCGACUUUGCCAUUUUCUACGUAAUCCCGCUGCUCCUCGCCAUUGUGCUGUAUGGCUUGAUAGCACGCAUCCUCUACCUCAGCCCUCUGCCCAACCAUCCUGACACUAGUGCCACCACAUUGCGUCGGAGCUGCCGUGAAGCCUCUGAAGUGGGGAAAGGGGGUCGCCAGGGCCGGCCAAAGAGCGCGCUCUCCUCCAGGAAACAGGUGACAAAGAUGCUGGCAGUAGUGGUGAUUCUAUUUGCUCUACUGUGGAUGCCCUACCGGACUUUAGUUUUGAUCAACUCUUUUGUGUCCACACCAUAUCUGGAUGACUGGUUCCUCCUGUUUUGUCGAACAUGCAUCUAUGCCAACAGUGCUAUAAACCCUGUGAUAUACAACGCCAUGUCUCAGAAGUUUCGCUCAGCAUUUCGAGGGCUUUACCGCUGCCAGCGGCCAGAGGGAAAUCAGAGGACGCUGUCGAUGAUCCAGACUGGCUUCAACACCGUACGAGACAUCCGAUCGUCCCAGGCCAAUAGCAAUGGAACAAAUGAAAAAGCAAGGAGAGCGAUCCUGAAUACUGCAACUGACCUGAAAACAAAGCAGAAUGGAAGCAGUCAUCAGGAGACAGCAACAGUCAAUGGCAAGAAAGCAGAUCAUCCCAUCGACAUCAGCACAGCUACUGUUGGUUUGAAUGGUGGUCCAACUGAGACGGCGCCAUCUGGUGAUGAGGAGUUGGUUUGGGCUUCAUUAAAUGAUACCACAGUUAAUUUUGCAGACAGACAAAUAACAAACAAUCAGCAGGAAAGCAUGUAA
Molecule: messenger RNA, 1422 nt
Organism: Epinephelus moara (kelp grouper)
Lineage: Eukaryota; Metazoa; Chordata; Actinopteri; Perciformes; Serranidae
Gene: trhr2
Product: thyrotropin releasing hormone receptor 2
Exons: 5
Coding region: 43-1422 (459 amino acids)
Biological process (GO): phospholipase C-activating G protein-coupled receptor signaling pathway
Cellular component (GO): membrane
Molecular function (GO): thyrotropin-releasing hormone receptor activity
Source: RefSeq, a predicted model, not a curated record